Messenger RNA from Doryrhamphus excisus (bluestripe pipefish), 5274 nucleotides. The record is from RefSeq and is a predicted model, not a curated record. NCBI's taxonomy places the organism in Eukaryota, Metazoa, Chordata, Actinopteri, Syngnathiformes, Syngnathidae.
CACAAUUUGGAGUUGCUAAUUAACCUAGCAUGUUUUUUUGGAAUGUGGGAGGAAACCCGGAGAAUAAAUCCACGCAUGCACGGGGAGAACAUGCAAACUCCACACAGAGAUGGCCGAGGGUGGAAUUGAACCCUGGUCUCCUAGCUGUGAGGUCUGUGUGCUAACCACUCGAACGCCGUGCAGCCGCUAAGAAUUCAAUGCAUCGAUAAUGUUGGAGGUAAACAAAGCCAAAUGUAGCUUAGCGUGUCCUUUUCAAGGGGGUGUUUACAUAGUUUUGUCUGUGUGUAUACAUGUUACAGGGCAGUGGAACACAUGAAAGGAGGAUGGGGGACUCUAUGAUAUCAAGUUAUGUUUAUUUUUUCAAUGAUUACAUGAUGUAAUAUUUCAUACACACAUUCCUAUCAUGUGCUACAAGUGAGGGCUGGCAUGCUUUUAGAAACGAGCAAUGAGGAGAUUCUGCCAAAUGACGCUUCACACCAACGUUUGGUCAUUUUAGGCUCGACGUGUCACAGUCUUUCCGGGUGGAAUCAAACCUCUUUGUGUUGAUUCACCUGAGACUGUCAACUCAAGGUGAGGCGGAAGGAUGCGGUGCACGGAUAAAAAAAACACUUGUGUCAUCCUUGUGCUGGGGGCUUCAGGUGUUAUCAGGUCAUUGAACGCACCGUUCUACCAUUCUCCGAUGCACAACGGAAUGUAUGGAUGUAUUUCCAAUGCUGAUACUACGUCGGAAUGCAUAAAGGACUCUUCAGAAGAAUGAUUGACGCUCACCUGGAGGCUGGAGAUGGCGGAGGGCGGAGUCAUGAGCGUCUGCUCUAAAAGGGGAUUAAGAGGAGUGGUCCCCGGGAGGUGAGUGGCCCGCCAGUAGACUUCCAUGUAUUCAGCCAAAUGCUCACAAGCGUCCUCCAGCUGGUUUUCAUCCAAAAUGACAUCAAACAAAUCCUACGAGGUAAAAGUACAUAUUUAAAUAGAGCCAUGGUGUCUUGUUUACACAUUUACAGAUACUACUUUUCUUCAAGUUAUUAUGGAGAAAAAUGAAGGAUUCAUUGAAAGGAUUGUUAGAGAUAAGUUAAGCUAAGCUAUGCCUUUACUAGUCCCCAGUACUAUCAGUAGUAGUACCGUAAAUCACAAUAGUAUAGUACAAAGCACACAAAAGCAGAUCAAGUGCAUAAACAGGGUAAUACAAAUCAGAAUUUAGAUACAAAAUAUACAACUAUAUACAUGUAUAUACUAUAUACAAGUAUAUACUAUAUACAUGUUGACUAAGUCACAGGGUUCUUGCACGGUUAUUGCACUAUUUAUCAUAUGGUUUAUUGCAUUGGACACGAUUUUUGGAGCAUCCAUCCAUCCAUCUAUCAUCCAUCUAUCAUCCAUUCAUCCAUCAUCCAGCCAUCUAUUUAUCACCCAUCCAUCUAUCAUCCAUCUACCAUCCAUCAUCCAUCCAUCAAUCCAUCUAUCAUCCAUCCAUCCAGCCAUCUAUUUAUCAUCCAUCCAUCAUCCAUCCAGCCAUCUAUCUAUCAUCCAUCCAUCUAUCAUCCAUCCAUUCGUUUAUUAUCCAUCCAGCCAUCUAUUUAUCAUCCAUCCAUCCAUCAUCCAGCCAUCCAUCUAUCAUCCAUCCAUCCAUCCAUCCAUCCAUCUAUCAUCCAUCUAUCCAGCCAUCUAUUUAUCAUCCAUCCAUCGUCCAUCCAGCCAUCUAUUUAUCAUCUAUCUAUCAUCCAUCUAUCCAUCUAUCCACCCAUCUAUCAUCCAUCCAUCCAUCUAUCAUCCAUCCGUCUAUUAUCCAUCCAGCCAUCUAUUUAUCAUCCAUCCAUCAUCCAUCCAGCCAUCUAUCUAUCAUCCAUCCAUCUAUCAUCCAUCCAUUCGUUUAUUAUCCAUCCAGCCAUCUAUUUAUCAUCCAUCCAUCCAUCAUCCAUCCAUCCAUCUAUCAUCCAUCCAUCCAUCCAUCCAUCCAUCCAUCUAUCAUCCAUCUAUCCAGCCAUCUAUUUAUCAUCCAUCCAUCGUCCAUCCAGCCAUCUAUUUAUCAUCUAUCUAUCAUCCAUCUAUCCAUCUAUCCACCCAUCUAUCAUCCAUCCAUCCAUCUAUCAUCCAUCCGUCUAUUAUCCAUCCAGCCAUCUAUUUAUCAUCCAUCUAUCCAUCCAUCUACCAUCUAUCAUCCAUCCAUCCAGCCAUCUAUCAUCCAUCCAUCCAUCAUCCAUCCAUCAAUCCAUCUAUCAUCCAUCCAUCCAGCCAUCUAUUUAUCAUCCAUCCAUCAUCCAUCCAUCCAUCUAUUUAUCAUCUAUCUAUCAUCCAUCUAUCCAGCCAUCUAUCAUCCAUCCAUCCAGCCAUCUAUCAUCCAUCCAUCCAUCCAUCCAUCCAUCCAUCUAUCAUCCAAAUCCAUCCAUAUCCAUCCAUAUCCAUCCAUAUCCAUCCAUAUACAGUAUGUGACCUGUCAAUCUGUUAAAAUGUUGUUAACUCAUACUUAAUUUCACUUAAUUGCAGACAUUUUUUUUCUAUAAUAAGUUGUGCUGUAAAGCUCUAUGUGGUAAAUGAUUUGCUAAAUAAUCCCAUUUGUAUGCAAAGGGAUAUCAGUUUUGGAAAUAUGGGCCAUUAUUUUUUAUUGAAAAAAUGUUUACAUUUAGAAAUUCCCUAAUUUUUGCAUGUUUAAUGUGAGAAGCAUUUUGUCCCACUUUGUUCGACGGUGCUUGAACACACCUUCUAGCUUUGUCCCACGCUUUCCAGAUAGACUACUAUAGUGUAUUUUUUAUUCUAUUCCUCUACUCUUGUUUCAUCUACCUUAACCCACCCGGCCGAGACAGAUGGUUGCCCCACAGAGCCUGGGUUGUGUUCAAGGUUUCUUCUCCAAUGCCUUUGUUGCCAAGUGGUCGCUCAUGUGAGGUUCAGUUGGUCUCUCUUUUGGUUUAUGAAGAGUGUGAUAGACCUACUUUUAUGAAGUACUCAACUUGCUUCACACUGCAUUAACCACCAAGCACUGCACACACUAGCGGAACAAUUCUUAAAGGGGACUAUUAUGCUCAUUUGCAGGGCUUGGUAUUGAGUUGUGGACUACUAUAGUGCAGCAGCACAUGAUAACACGCACAUAAAGCUCUCUAGAUCUUCCAGGUUCUGCACCUCUUUCUGCAGUACUUCAACUGACUCCCUGCUUCCGACCCAAACGGUCUCUUUAAUUUCCUCCACCCCCGGCCCACCUCUAGGAACGUCCACUCCACUGUGAUUGGUCACACUCUCAAGCGCUCCCGAGGACUUCCGGAUCCGUAGCUCUGCAUUUAUUAAUUACUCAACUAUGUAUGUGCAUGUGUACUGUGUGAGAUAGUACUCACAGGGGGGCACUGAGAGAGUUUGUCUGCAGCCAUCAUCUGAACAUUCAGGUGCUUGCUCUGAGACUUCCCCCUGGACUUGAUCAGCCUCUGGAGCACCUUUAGAGAAGCCCAAAGAUUAGACGUUAUUGGAGGGCGUCCAUAAAGAAAGGUGGGUUAGCAUAGAUUGUACCUUCGGUGAGGAGACUUUAACAUAGACAAUGAUGGGCGCGAGGGAGGUUUUGGUUAGCUGAGCCGGAUGGUUGAUGGUAUCCGCGUCCAGAAUCACCAGCUGCAGGGUUUUGGCGAGUUCAAAUAUCCUUUCGAUUUCGCUUUGAACCUCCGCUUCACAGACCAGAUACAUUUUCAAUAUUUUUAAUGUUUAGCGGCGGUUGAUUUUUAAAUGCAACUUUUACCCAAACUGGAGCGAGUGUUGGACCUUUCCAUUAUUGGCCUUUUGUUGAGGACUGAUCUCUUGGCUAGGGACAGGUCGGCAGUGACGCGGGUGAUUGAGAUUCUACAAAGUUAGCAAAAACACGGAGUCAAAUAUCUGACUCAGACAUACUCAAGAAAAAGGAAGUGCUAAUCCCUAAUAUUCACCGACCUUCCCUCAAAUCUGUGUUUCAGGAAGUCAAAAAGGGCUUUCUGCAUCAUAUCUGUCACCUGUGUGGACGUAACGGAGGACAGAAACUCAAUUUUAUCCAAAGUAAUAAUACAUAAUGGAGUAAAAUAUGGCAAGGCAAACCUCAUAGCCCUUCAGUGAUGGUCCCACAAGGACCACUGGUCUCAUGGAGGGCACCACGUCGUACGGUGGGACAUGUUCCUGUUAAACCCAUAUGGAUCAGAGUGAUGAAGGGGGUGAGAAAAAAGGAUGAGCACAAAGUAUGCAGAAAAAGAAAAUGACUGAAAAGAGAAACUAAUAAUAAUUUGUGAACCUACCUGUUUUUGCUUCUGUUUAGCUUUUAAAAAUAAAAAAAUAAAUUAAGUGAUGAAGAUAAUAUUCUAAAAUACAGCGUCUCACACAUGGUUUCAGAUUCAAUGAUACAUAAUAAGAUUGAUAAGGUAAAGAAAACAGCUGGUUUGUGGGUCUAAAAAGGUGUCUCACAUGGAUGCAUGAGUAGUACCUACAUUCCCCUGCAGAUGGCGGUGUGGUCCUCCAGCUAGCAGUCACCAUGUCUCCUAAACUGGAGGAGUUGCCCCCAGUUUUCCUGCAAUGCCAAAGCACAAUAUUAUUAUUAUGUAAUGACAGAAAUUACAAUAAUGAUGAUUACAUGAUGUUCCAUCAUGAUAUUUUUCACUGAGCAAUUCAGUAUACAAGAUGUGUAAAUCUUUAUUAUUUGACUCAAUGACAGGGGUCUCAAACACGCGGCCCGCGGGCCAAAUGUGGCCCGCAGGACACUAGUUUGAGGCCCCCGCCUUGAUAUGAAAGUUUAAUGUUAGUGCGGCCCGCGCACGUUUGAUAUGGAUGCUGUAUGGUAUCAUGUACCCAGAAAAAAUUAUUACGUUUCAUUAAUGUUCAUGUUAAAGGUUAAAUAACUGUUAAUAGUUAUCCUCCCUAUCUGUGUGGAAGUGGUAAGUUUUUGGCUAUUUAGGUUUAAAGGAAAUAACUUGAAGGCUACCGUUUAGGUCGCUAGCUCUCUAGUUUGCGAGUUAGCAUGUGUCUCAAGAACAGCAGUUGCGCAAUAUGUUGUAAAUAAAAAAGUAUAAAUGUAACUAUAGUCGUGUUUUCUGAAAAGUCUGAAAAAAAUAAUUUGUCUACCCACCAACUAUAUGUGGUUUCUUAAGUUUUUAUUAUUUGCUGUGUUAUUAUUAUUAUUAUAUUUAUUUAUUACUGAUUGAUUUUCUUUAUUCUUGAUUUGUUUAUUUAUUUUUCAUCUUAUUUUGUGCAGAAAAAUAAAAAUUAAGAUAUUUGAGAACAGUGGAAUGUUUUAUCAGAGCUUUUAUUCUAGAAAAUCGGAACCAAAGCACUGAAAAAGUUUGUAUA